Pyricularia oryzae 70-15 is the source of this 1486-nucleotide messenger RNA. RefSeq lists its product as uncharacterized. Lineage: Eukaryota; Fungi; Ascomycota; Sordariomycetes; Magnaporthales; Pyriculariaceae. The transcript has a single exon. The record is from RefSeq and is a predicted model, not a curated record. Gene Ontology annotation, biological process: canonical NF-kappaB signal transduction. Bases 80 to 1330 code for a protein of 416 amino acids.
CAACAACUUUCUGCAAAAAAACUCGCAAGAGGCAAAAACACUCGACUCAUUAAGCCCAACCCCAAUCUAACUCGAUGUCAUGAUGAACGAUCCCUCAGAAAGGCCGUCCAAGCGGGCGCGCAUUCUCUCCUCGAUAAACCCAUACCAGAUCGACGGCCCGCAACCGCCCCAAAGCGCCUCCCCAGCAUCGCCGAAACGAACCCAACCCCAGAAGCCGCAGCCAUCGGACCGCCCGUCUCGUGACGCCGAAGCAGAGGCAGGGGAGCAGUCUUCGAAGAGCGGAAUGAACGACUCCUACUCUAGCACCAGGCCGAGCAAGUUUCGCUUCAAAGACCCCGCGCGCAAAAAGGACCGCCGUGAUAGGGAAUCAGACCACACAUCAGACCGCCACCACCGGUCUCGCCGACACCGCGGAGAUGAGGACGAUGAGCGGCACAGAAGCCGCCGUCAUCGCCACGACCACGGCGAGGAAGCCGGCGAGGACGAGCGCAGCAGUACGAGCCACCGACACCGCCACCGGCGAAGACGGCGCGACAAGGAAGAAGCGCCGCCAGACCCGGAACCCGAGGACCCAUUCGCGGGCCCGCCGCUGGACCCGGACGCUGCCUUCCGCGAAUCGCUGUUCGACGCCAUGGCGGACGAUGAGGGCGCGGCGUACUGGGAGGGCGUGUACGGGCAGCCGAUCCACACGCUGGGCGGCGGGGCGGGCGAGCUAGAGUCCAUGACCGAGGACGAGUACGCGGCGCACAUCCGCGCCAAGAUGUGGGAGAAGACGCACGCGGGCCUGCUGGAGGCCAGGGAGAGGAAGCGGAGGGAGAGGGCGGAGCGCGACGAGGAGAGGGCCCGCGACAGGAGGGCCAGGGACGAUGCGGGCAGGGUCGACGACGCGGUCGAGGCCAGGCUGCGGAGGGGUCGCGACAGGAGGCUGCGCAGGGAGUGGCGGGAGCGCUGGGCGAGGUACUGUGAUGCGUGGGCACGCUGGGACAAGGGCCUUGCCGAGGACGAGGCGCUGGGCUUGCUUACGGGUGGGGGCGAUGCAUGGCCUGUUGAGAGCGGGCGGCGGGCCGACGUCAACAGCGCCGGGGUGAAGGCGUUUUUCACGCAGUGUCUGGAUGCUGUAGCUGAAGAGAAAGCAGGUGGUAAGGCAGCUUCAUCGUCAUCAGCGGGCGGGGAUGUCGCGGCUCGACUAAAAGAGGAGAGAGUGCGGUGGCAUCCUGACAAGAUCCAGCAACGUCUAGGAGGUCGCGUCGACGAGGACCUCGGACGCGACGUGACGGCUGUUUUUCAAAUCGUGGAUAAUCUGUGGUCGGAGAUGCGAGGCAAGAAGUGAUAUUGGUAAAGACAUUGAUGAAGACGUUGAAGACCCUAAUGAUAAUUGGGCAUGAAAAUGCGACACUGUGGCCUACAGAAUAUACUACAUAGACGGACUUGCAGCGGAUACCCUGAAAUAGACACAUGACAACAAUAUAAACAUGAUUACUUGGAG